UAUUUUCCCUUUGAGAUUUGAUUAGAAUUGUUUCCAUAUAAUUUAAAAAAAAGCAUAUAAUAUCUUAAUAUUUAUUCCCUAGCUAAUCAAUUUUCCCUUUUCAUGGUCUCCAUUUCGGAUGCUUCAAACGAACAACAGAUCCCAACGCCCCAAUGUACUAUAACGGAGUAUACCAUCUAUUCUAUCAGUACAACCCAUAUGGAUCAGUUUGGGGAAACAUUGUUUGGGCCCAUUCAGUCUCAACGGACAUGAUUAAUUGGAUCGCACUUGAGCCCGCAAUCUACCCAUCCAAAGUAUUCGACAAAUAUGGUACAUGGUCUGGGUCAGCCACAAUCUUGCCAAGCAACAAGCCCAUUAUCCUCUACACUGGGAUCAUAGAUGCAAACCAAACCCAAGUCCAAAACUAUGCAAUCCCAGCUGACUUGUCCGAUCCAUUUCUCAGUAAAUGGAUCAAGCCCGAUAACAAUCCGUUGAUUGUUGGUGACAAGAGCAUCAAUAAAACCCAAUUUCGUGACCCAACGACAGCUUGGUUGGGCCGAGAUGGUUAUUGGAGAACUUUGAUAGGGACAAGGUGGGUGAAUAAAGGAAUAGCAUUAUUGUACAAAAGCAAGGAUUUCAUGAAAUGGAUCAAGGUACAACAUCCAUUUCAUUCAGUUGAUGAUACUGGAAAUUGGGAAUGCCCUGAUUUUUUCCCAGUAUUAUUGCAUGGUACAAAUGGAUUGGAUCCAUCAUACAAGGGCAAAAACGUUAAAUAUGCUCUUAAAGUUAGUCUUGAUGUUACAAGGUUUGAGUACUACACAGUUGGUACAUAUGAUACUAAAAAAGAUAGGUACAUUCCAGAUAACACUUCUAUCGAUGGUUGGAAGGGAUUGAGACUCGACUAUGGAAACUUCUAUGCGUCCAAAUCAUUCUAUGACCCUAGCAAGAAACGAAGAAUUACGUGGGGUUGGGCUAAUGAAUCAGAUACUGUAGAUGACGAUGUCAAGAAAGGAUGGGCUGGAAUAAUGGCUAGCCCCCGCAAACUUUGGCUUGAUCCUAGCGGAAAGCAAUUAGUCCAAUGGCCUGUUGAAGAAUUAGAAACUCUAAGAGAGAAAAAGGUCCAUCUAAGCAAUUGCCAGUUGAACAAGGGAGAUAAGAUUGAGGUUAAAGGGAUCACACCUGCACAGGCUGAUGUUGAAGUGACUUUCUCCUUUAAAAGCUUGGACAAGGCAGAGCCAUUUGAUCCUAGUUGGACUGACCUUUACCCUCAAGAUGUAUGCGCCAUUAAAGGUUCAACGGUGCAAGGUGGACUUGGGCCAUUUGGACUCCUAACUUUGGCCUCUGAAAAAGUGGAAGAAUACACACCCGUAUUUUUCAGAGUCUUCAAGAGCCAAGAUAAAUAUAAGGUUCUCAUGUGCUCUGAUGCCUCAAGAUCAACCCUCGAGAACGCUACGACAAUGUAUAAACCCUCAUUUGCGGGAUAUGUAGAUGUUGAUUUAGCAAAGACGAAGAGGUUGUCUCUGAGGAGUUUGAUUGAUCACUCAGUAGUGGAAAGUUUUGGUGGCGGAGGAAAAACAUGUAUUACAUCGAGGGUUUAUCCGACAUUAGCAAUUUACGAUAAUGCACACUUAUUUGCCUUUAACAAUGGCACAGAGGCUAUCAAAAUUAAGACAUUGAAAGCAUGGAGCAUGGGUAAACCUAAGAUGAACGGGUUAUUUGGCCACUCCUCUUGUUGAGGAUAAUUUCCACAUUAAUGGUGGCGAAUUUGGUUGCUCUAUUUUUUUAUUUUUUUUCCCCUUAAUUCUCGCAUUAGUACGUUGUAACUAUGUGGUGUUGUUCUAUACUCUUAAAAGUGUAGAGCAAUAAUACAUGUAUGACAACAUAUAUAUUACUAUUAGAGAAAAAUAAAUGUGACAGAAAAAAAUUGCACUA
Messenger RNA from Lycium ferocissimum, 1911 nucleotides. RefSeq names its product beta-fructofuranosidase, insoluble isoenzyme 1-like. Gene Ontology annotation, molecular function: hydrolase activity, hydrolyzing O-glycosyl compounds. The record is from RefSeq and is a predicted model, not a curated record. Gene Ontology annotation, biological process: carbohydrate metabolic process. The coding region runs from base 153 to 1715 and encodes 520 amino acids. NCBI's taxonomy places the organism in Eukaryota, Viridiplantae, Streptophyta, Magnoliopsida, Solanales, Solanaceae. The transcript is spliced from 5 exons.